Myodes glareolus (Bank vole) is the source of this 1626-nucleotide messenger RNA. RefSeq names its product polypeptide N-acetylgalactosaminyltransferase like 5 (gene Galntl5). Gene Ontology annotation, biological process: spermatid development. Gene Ontology annotation, cellular component: Golgi apparatus. The record is from RefSeq and is a predicted model, not a curated record. Lineage: Eukaryota; Metazoa; Chordata; Mammalia; Rodentia; Cricetidae.
GUCACUGGACUCUGAGAGGCAGUCCGUGGUGGCAAGCUGAACACUCAGAAUGAUCCAGCACCAUCUAGAAAAAGUACAUCUUUUCAUCAUUCACAGACCUGAUUUCAGUGCUGACCACUUGGCAAAUGACUUGCUUUCAAAGUUACCAGGGUGGUCACCCCAUUAACAGGAAAACUGGAAUUUAAAAAUGUGGACCCCACAAUGAAGAGCAUCAUAGCUCAGUGUGUCUUCUGUGGAACCCUGGCCAUCGGGCUCUGGACAACUCUGCUAAUCGCCUAUUUCCAGGACGAUCAAGAGAACGAACAGCUGAAGAAAACCCAGGAACUCAUAAGGGCUAAUUCACUUCGAAAAAAUGUGUACCAGCAAAACCAUGUCUCAAAGAAAACUCCCAAACAGAAUGCUUCUGAUGAUCCGAUUGACUUUUCAGCCCCAGAAUUUUACAAAGGAUUUAAGCAAUAUGGACUUAAUGCUGCUCUCAGUAGAAGCCUGGGCAUCAGGAGAGAGGUGCCAGAUUCCAGGGAUAAAAUAUGUCAUCAGAAACACUACCCAGCCUAUCUACCCACCGCCAGCAUCAUCAUAUGUUUUUAUAAUGAAGAAUUUAACACCUUGCUCCGGACAGUGUCUAGUGUGAUGGACCUCACCCCACACCGUUUCCUUGAGGAAAUAAUUUUGGUUGACGACAUGAGUGAAAUUGGUGAUUUGAAAGAAAAAUUGGACUAUCAGCUUGAACUUUUUCGCGGAAAGAUUAAAGUAGUAAGAAACCAAAAGAGAGAGGGUCUCAUUAGAUCAAAGAUGAUCGGCGCCUCCCGUGCUUCAGGAGACAUCCUGGUGUUCUUGGAUAGCCACUGUGAGGUGAAUACAGUCUGGCUGGAGCCCUUGCUGCAUGCCAUUGCUAAGGACCACAAAAUGGUGGUGUGCCCUGUGAUUGAUGCCAUCAAUGCCAUGACACUGGAUUAUACAGCGGCACCUAUUGUAAGGGGAGCUUUUGACUGGAACCUGAUUUUUAGAUGGGACAACGUUUACUCAUAUGAGCUGGACGGCCCAGAAGGACCAAGCAAACCCAUCCGGUCACCUGCAAUGGCAGGAGGAAUUUUUGCUAUAGACAGACAUUAUUUUAAUGAACUUGGACAGUAUGACAAGGACAUGAAUCUUUGGGGAGGAGAAAAUGUGGAACUUUCACUAAGAAUUUGGAUGUGUGGAGGCCAACUCUUUAUCCUUCCUUGCUCUCGGGUUGGACAUAUCAGUAAGGCACAGAAUCACAAUAAGCCUGCGCUCGAGAACGCCUUGUCAUGGAACUUACUGCGAGUGGUUCACGUCUGGCUGGACGAAUACAAGGACAACUUUUUUCUUCAAAGACCUUCUUUGAAAUAUGCAUCCUAUGGGAACAUCAGCGAGCGUGUUGAAUUAAGGAAACGACUGGGUUGCAAGUCAUUCCAGUGGUAUUUGGAUAACAUCUUUCCAGAGCUGGAGCCAUUUAUAUACACUGAUAAAAAGAAACGAAACAACUUUCUUUAAUAAAGGGUGAACAAGUCCCCUAGCUCUUCAACAUAUGGCACCACAGGACAAAUGCGGAGCACCAUGCAGCUGUGUGAAAUACAAUGAGAAAUACAAUCAGAGGGGCCGGUC